AUAGGAGUGUGGACUCUCUGUACAUAAACACGCUGCUAGAUAUAAUAAAGAAACGAAAAAGAGAGGAAAGGUCUUCUCGGCAAAUGCACAGUGCGCAUUACGCACCAAUCUGUUAGUCUGUCAGUUGCUAUCGUGCGCGUUUCUGUCAAAACCAUUGGAGAAGAAGAGAGUUUAGAGUUAGAGAGAGAAAGAUAGAGUAGGGUAAGGAGCAUGGGGGAUCUGUAUGUAUGGCUUAUAUCCUUCUUCUUCCUUAUAGCCCUACUUGUCAUCAUCGUUUUCCAGCUUAUGUGCUUGGCAGAUCUAGAGUUUGAUUAUAUCAACCCUUAUGACUCCUCAUCUCGGAUAAACAAAGUGAUUUUGCCAGAGUAUAUAACCGAAGGGGUUUUAUGUUUAUUUUUUCUCCUAACAGGGCAUUGGUGUAUGUCGCUACUGUGUGUUCCUUACCUUUACUACAAUGUGAGGCUUUAUACACGAAGAAAGCAUCUGGUAGAUGUGACUGAGAUAUUCAACUUGCUUCAUUGGGAAAAGAAGCAACGACUUUUCAAACUCUUCUAUCUCAUUGUUCUUCUCUUCCUUGCAAUCUUUUGGAUGAUCUUGACUGCAUUGGAAGACCACGAUUUUGAUUAGUUGGGGUGAUCGCAGGGCUCAUUGUGAUUUCAUAUGGAUCACCGGUCCAUAAACUGCUGGCUUGUAUGAAUGGUCAGGAAAGCAAGGGGUCUGCUGUAAUUGAUAUAGUUCACUUUCCAAGAUUGUGCGAUUAUUAGAUUUUCCUGUUGAUUUAUUAGAUUAUAGUUUUGAGGUGCUAUACAUUUCUUGGCCUUUGGCUAAUGGCAAAUGUGUUUUAGGCAUUCUAUUUAUUCCACUGAUCCUUGGUUAUUCUCCUCCA
Ricinus communis (castor bean) is the source of this 886-nucleotide messenger RNA. Its product is annotated as protein cornichon homolog 4. Bases 211 to 627 code for a protein of 138 amino acids. Gene Ontology annotation, biological process: vesicle-mediated transport. The record is from RefSeq and is a predicted model, not a curated record. The transcript has 4 exons. NCBI's taxonomy places the organism in Eukaryota, Viridiplantae, Streptophyta, Magnoliopsida, Malpighiales, Euphorbiaceae.